Capsicum annuum is the source of this 725-nucleotide messenger RNA. RefSeq lists its product as uncharacterized. The record is from RefSeq and is a predicted model, not a curated record. Bases 198 to 548 code for a protein of 116 amino acids. The transcript has a single exon. Lineage: Eukaryota; Viridiplantae; Streptophyta; Magnoliopsida; Solanales; Solanaceae.
CAAUCUCUAGAGACUAAAAUAAAUUGAAAGAGAAAUUCCAAAAUUUAAAAAGUCUUUACACAGCACAUUUUAUUCCUCGUUCUCUGGCGGUUUGGUGUCCCACUCUUUCCUAAAUUUUUCCUCUUUCAUACCUAUCUCCCAAAAACGAAGAAAAGAAAAAAGCUUCUUUAUUUUCUUACCUAAUUAACAAAACCAGGAUGGGGGGUUACAGAUCAAAAUCUUAUGCUGAUGAUAGGAUACAGAUGGAUAAACAUUAUGAACCCCAAUUUUCUAAUGAUUUCAGGUCAUACAGUGCUUCCUAUGCAUCUUCUGUUGGUGCACCACCCCUCCCACCACUUCCACCCCAACAGAACAAGCUGAAGAAAGGGAAGAGUACUAGUGGGUCAACUUCAAAGUCGUGGAGUUUCAAUGAUCCUGAGUUCCAGAGGAAGAGGAGGGUUGCUAGUUAUAAAGUAUACUCUGUUGAAGGCAAGGUUAAAGGCUCUUUUAGGAGGAGUUUCAGAUGGCUUAAAGACAAGUAUACACAGGUUCUUUAUGGAUGGAGGUGAUUCGUUCUUGAAGAUUUUUGCACUUGUUUUUGGCAUUGUUAUAGUUGUUUUUGAUUCAUCUAAAAUGUUAUAUAUUUUGUUGUCAAGACAACAUUUUUAAUUUGUACAAGUGGAUUUUCUUCUUGUGAAUGAAUUCCCUUCUUCUUACAUUAAUUAUUAUUAGACUUCAGCCAUAAA